CCCCCGCCUCCCUCCGCGCACUCGGGAAGUGCACAAACUGAAAGUAAAAAACAGAAAACCCGCCCCAAACCCCUUCGCACACCGCCGGAGGGGGACGGUGGGCGGUGAGGCGAAGCGGGAGCGACUUUCUCGGGCAGUCACCAUGAAGAGGAGUAAGGAUGGAGUGGGAAAACUCUGCAGCAAAGGCUGAAGACUUUAGACAAGCUGGCUUUCCUGAUGUCUAGCUCUAACUGCUCUGGCAGUCCUGGCAGUGCAGCAUGAUUAGGAUGAGGAGGAAGAAACUGUGGGCAUCUUGCUUCUGCUUUGCAGCUGCCUUUUUCCUUGUGAUGACACUCCAGGUUAUCACUGAACUGGGCAGUUCAGAGAAUAAGGCGUCAGUAAUCUCCAGUUUACGCAGUGGUCCAUUAAAGCCUGUGGAGAGACACGCUUUUCAGUUUAAGAAGCAGGAGCUUCACAGCAGCUUCAAGACAGAUUCUGAUGUAAAUCACUAUCCGGUUGUGCUCUGGUGGUCUCCCCUGACUGGAGAGACAGGGAGAUUGGGUCAGUGUGGAGAGGAUGUUUGCUUCUUUACCAUCAACAAGACCUACCAGCACAAUCAGAUGACGAGAGCGUUUCUGUUCUAUGGUACUGACUUCAGUAUAGACAGCCUACCCCUCCCUCGUAAAGACUACCAUGAUUGGGCCCUUUUCCAUGAAGAGUCGCCAAAAAACAACUACAAACUCUUCCAUGAACCAGCCAUCACCUUAUUCAACCACACUGCAACCUUUAGCCGCCAUUCUCACCUACCGCUGACCACUCAGUACCUUGAGGGCAUAGAGGUCCUGAAGUCAUUGAGGUACAUGAUCCCACUGCAGAUGAAGAACAGCCUGAGGAAGAGGCUUGCGCCACUUGUAUAUGUGCAGUCUGACUGCAACCCUCCUUCUGACCGGGACAGGUAUGUGCGUGAGCUGAUGUGCCACAUUGAAGUAGACUCUUACGGGGAAUGUCUGCAUAACAGAGACCUUCCUCAGCAUCUCAGAAAUCCAGCUGCCAUGGAUGAUGGGAACUUCUAUAAAAUACUGGCACAGUACAAGUUCAUUCUUGCUUUUGAAAAUGCUAUCUGUGAAGAUUACAUCACUGAAAAACUCUGGAGGCCACUGAAGUUGGGAGUGGUACCAGUGUACUUUGGGUCUCCCAGCGUUGUAGACUGGCUUCCUAGUAACAAGAGUGCAAUCCUGGUGUCCAGUUUUUCACACCCUCGGGAGCUGGCCCACUAUAUCAAAACACUAGAUACAAAUGAUCAAGAAUAUGAGUCCUACCUACAAUGGAAACUGAAAGGGGACAUUUCCAACCCAAGGUUGCUUACAGUGAUGAAGGAACGUAAGUGGGGAGUGCAAGAUAUCACCCAGGACAAUUACAUUGACACCUUUGAGUGCAUGGUGUGUAACAGAGUGUGGGAAAACAUCAGAAGGACAGAAAAGGGACGGCUGCCCCUGAGGUGGCAGGCUCAGGUUAACCAUCUGAGCUGCCCCAAACCAGAAGCGUUCUGGUUCUCAUCUUCAAACCCUGGCUGGACUUCACUCCAAGAGAUGUGGAUAGCAAGCUUUGAGCAAUCCAAGAAAGAAGCCUGGGCGCUGAGGCACCUGGUGGAAAGAAACAGGAAUUUUACAGCUCAAGAAUUUUGGAUGCUUGUAUUCAAAGAAUAAACACAAUGACCUGUAAAACAAAGCGAGCUCCUCA
Molecule: messenger RNA, 1719 nt
Organism: Chroicocephalus ridibundus (black-headed gull)
Lineage: Eukaryota; Metazoa; Chordata; Aves; Charadriiformes; Laridae
Gene: POFUT3
Product: fucosyltransferase 10
Exons: 5
Coding region: 258-1685 (475 amino acids)
Cellular component (GO): Golgi membrane
Molecular function (GO): alpha-(1->3)-fucosyltransferase activity
Source: RefSeq, a predicted model, not a curated record